Dracunculus medinensis (Guinea worm) is the source of this 726-nucleotide messenger RNA. The record is from the annotation of a GenBank genome assembly. Lineage: Eukaryota; Metazoa; Nematoda; Chromadorea; Rhabditida; Dracunculidae.
AUGUUCUCGUCAAUUGAGUCGUUGCUUCAAAAAUCUCUUCCAAAAGCUUCAUCCAGCCAGUUUUCAACUAAAAAUUCUACUAAUAAUGAUCUAAUUCAGCCAAUAAAGCAAUCAUCUUCGAAUCAACCUUUCGCAUCAUUGAAUCAGUUUGAUAUUCCAAGCGAAUGCUUCAAAUCAUCAGAUAAUUCAAAUCGUUCUUUAAGUAAUUCUAUUAGUAAAAAGCAGAAUUCACCAAUAAAUUUUUCAAAACCAAAUCUCAAUGAAUUUUUAUACAAUUCGCAGGAACGAAGUGCAACUUCCACGAUACCUCAUCUUACUCCAUCCACCACGUUAAAUUCGUGUGAUUCCUUCAGUGAAGCGAAUAGUUUCAUUUCCAAUCAAUCUUCACCAAAGCCGAUAACUUUCGCAAUAUCGCCAAGAUUAUUCAUUGAACAAUUACAAUAUCCAUUAAAUACAAGUUUACCACUACUAUAUGAUCAUAUCGCUCUUACAAUUGGUGCAUGGCAAACACUCGGCAAAAUGCGUCGUCCAAGAACGGCUUUUACUAGCGAACAAUUGAUUGAACUUGAAAGAAAUUUUGCUGAAAGCCGCUAUUUAUCGCGACCUCGAAGAUAUCAACUUGCGCAGGAGUUAAAUUUAACAGAAACACAAGUGAAAAUUUGGUUCCAAAAUCGAAGAAUGAAAAAUAAGCGAUCACUUAUCAAUACUAAUAUUUUAAUUAACUAA